CCAAGAGGUUUUUUUUAGGGGAAUUCUCGACCAGGGGAAGGGGCCAAUGUAUAGAACAAUCUAUAGCGAAGUUUUGUUAUAUCAAGUUGACAAAGAAUCAAUUAUUUGGGGCAAUUUUGUGCCCGAGGCAUGGUCUAACUGGUGUAAAUAAUCAUAUUAAGAAGAAAGAUUUGGAGCAAUCCAAUUUGCCGGAUCUUUGGUAAAACAUGGGAUCUCUAACAAGCAUUUUGAAUAUAUCUUUAAUCUAUGGAUAUCCAUGGGGUUCAAAUCAAUAAUUUGCCAAAUGGUGUAUUUGUAUCAAUGCAUCUUGUCUGCUUUGCGAUUUGCUAAGAGCUAUUGGCCAUACUCAUGAAGCAAACAAGUUAAUUAAUUAUGAUGCUCAAAGUUGAUAGCAUUGUUUGUUACUUGGGCAAAAGAUUUCAUUAAUUGCUGCCAUUCAAUGAUAUUGGAUCACAACUCUCAUGUGAUCUUUUCCACCUUGCAGGUGAAGCUCUGUGACAUAUGUGGUAAUGGUGGUUUCGGGGAGCUUAUAGCAACCUGCUCUAAAUGUGGAAUAUCUCAAGAACAUCUUUAUUGCACGAGGGUUUUGUUCAAGGAUACCAUAGAAGAUUGGAUAUGUGAAACGUGUACAUCAUGCACAGACAUAGCUUCACCAGUUUCGCUAGGAUGUGGCAGGAAGGAAGACUCACAGAAUUGCUCUGAUGCUUUGCGACAUGAAUCACAUGAUGCUCUGAUAAUUUCUGAUGAUUUGCGAGGGCCGCAUCAUUCUAAAAGGCAGCAUGCAGUAAAAUCUGGAAAAGUGAAGUUUCUUACUGCUGAAGAAGUCAUUAGAUUAUCAUCAGGAACCACUAAAAAGGAACCUUCUUCAAGAAGUAACUUCAGAUGCACAACUAGUCAUUCUUCUGUCACUUCAAAAAUCUCUCCUACCAGGGUGCCUCCGAACCCCCCCAGAAUUAUCCCUUCAUGUCCUAUAAAGCCCUAUGGACAUGGCAGAAUGCAAACCAGUUCAACAACUAAUAAUCAACAGUCUCCGAGAACAUCAAAAGGAAAGAACUCUUGCCCCGUUACUGUAGCUAUAAAUUCUGAUGUUGAAGAGAGAGACCUGCCGAAUAUUCUGCCUAAGCUUAGGCUGUAUCAUCCUCAUUUCCCUGCUUUGCAUGUGACUUGGAAGGGAGGCUUCAAGUUUGAUGUUGCCACACAACAAAUGUUUUAUGGUGGAUUCCAGGCUCAGCUGCCAUGCAGAGUACAUAGGAAAGCUUACGAGUCUUCACGGAAGAUUCCAUUAAUCCUUCAAGUUAAAUUACUUCCACAAUGUGAUAUUUGGGAAGACCUAUUCCAAGACAGUUGUCCAGAUUUCUGUGAUAUUGCACUUUAUUUUUUCCCUUCUGCUAAUAUUGAGAGAUCAAAAGAGAACCAUGCUAGCCUAUUCCGGCUUAUGGAAACAGAAAAUGCAGUGAUGAGAAGUUACAUUGAUGGUGUAGAGUUGUUGAUAUUCACAUCUAAACAGCUGCAUGUGGAAUCGCAGGAUAUUAUUGCAAGGUCAGGCAUGGGAAACUUCUUAUGGGGAGUUUUCCGGCAUGCAAAACAUGAUAAAAUUAUUUGUAACAAAUUCCCUUCAUUGGCUACUGCUUUGGGAAGUGAACAUGAUGACCAUGCCAACAUGGGUAGAGAUGAGGCUGUUGACAUGGAAAUUGACAUGGUAGGUGGAACUGUUAUAGGUAGGAUUGAUGUGGCUGUUUCAAAAGAAUCAUCCAGUAGGUUCUGUGUGGAGUCUAACAAGGAAACUGUUGAUGAAGAUGCCUCGAAAUCCAAUAUCUUAUAUUCUUUCAAGGAUUUGGAUUCCACUGUCGAACAUGCAAUUUCUAAACCUGAACAAGCUCACCAUUUAGUUGCUAAGAAGAUAAGAGGUGAUAUGGCCUCUCUGGAUCCCUUGCAGAGCUGUCUUGGAAAGUUAUCUGAUGCUAUGGAUGAUGCAGGUGUUCCCCCAGGAUUUGUAGAGUCGUUGAAGCUGAAAUUCAGCAACAUUUUACAGGAGAACGCACUUGAGAGGGUGAAUGGAGAUGGAGAUAGAUAUCUUAAAUCUUACCCUAUGGAGGUUAAAACAAAAUUGCAAAAUUCUGAUAAUCUUGAACAAGAUUUCAGUCCUAAAUUGCAUACCAAAUCACCAAGGCAGGAUCCGCAGAUGAUGGAGUCAGGCUGAACGUGGCUGGGGUUUUGAAGGGACAUCUGGAAAUUGGAUUCCAGGCUUCACGCUCAAUCUGGGUAAGCGAAGGAGCUUCAUGUCAUCUGAGUUGUGGGGUAUAUUUGAGGGCUUAAUGUUUGCAUGGGAAGAGGGAAUUAGGAAAGUAUUGGUGCAGUCUGAUUCUCGUGUGGCAGUUGAGUCUCUGAAGAGAGCCCCUGAUGCAUUUGAUCCUAAUAGAGAACUCAUUAACUGCUGCAUUAAUCUUAUCAAGCGCAAAUGGGAUUGCAAAGUUGAAUAUAUCGACAGAGAAGCGAACUUGGCCGCGAAGGCCGUAGCAGCUAACUUUGAAAACCUUUCAUUGGAAGUUACCCUCUACAAAUAGCCAGCCUCCCGGUGUAUUUUGGGCACAAAGAUUCUGUGGGGGAAUUGGUUGUCAGUCUUAGUUGUAAAAAGCUCAAGAAAAUAUCCAGCUAUAGGUUGAUUUGAAGGGAAAAAAGUGAGAACUAAUUAACAAAUUUUAGUCUGAACGGAUAGGUUCCAUAGACAUAGCUUUAAAAAUAUACGGGAUAUAUUUAUUUGAAUAUAUCAGCUCCAUCCUAUUUGGAAACCAACUUUUAAAUCCCCCUCGCUGAAAUUGCAUCUGCAAUAUCCUUUUCUUAUCCAAAUUCAGGUGAGGUGAAACAAACACCUUGAUCUUUUGCAGUUGAUUGGUCAGCCGUGACUAAAUGCUUGCUCUUGUUUAGCCUCGACGGCACCGUGCGGUCUUGAAUGCAAGAGGUGAAAAUAGGGUCAAAUGCACACGUAGGAUAUGAUUGUGCUUGUGAAUCGCUACAACAGCAGAAGUUUAUAUCUGUUUCUGCG
Molecule: messenger RNA, 3043 nt
Organism: Populus trichocarpa (black cottonwood)
Lineage: Eukaryota; Viridiplantae; Streptophyta; Magnoliopsida; Malpighiales; Salicaceae
Exons: 6
Coding region: 440-2200 (586 amino acids)
Source: RefSeq, a predicted model, not a curated record